CAUCCAAACACAAUCCAUCUACCAAAUAUGUUGUGGACUAAUAUUAUUCUAGCUUGGAUCUGCUUUUUGGUAGCGGUUUCCAACGGCCAAUCGCCUGCGGCUUCACCAUCAACUACGUCUGCCACUGUACCACCCCCUUCCACCACCCCAAUUCCGCCAACGCAACCACCACCCGCCACCCCUCUACCGUCCCUGUCCCCUAAAACUCCUCCAGCUUCGGCCCCAUCUGUCCCGCCACCUCAAAUCCCACCACCACAACCGCCAGUGGCUCCACCCGUAUCCACUCCAUCCACUCCACCACCCCCAUUGCCAGCCCCAACACCACCACCACCAUUGCCUGCCCCAACACCACCACCAGUUGUCCCACCACCUGUUGUGGCUCCAGCGCCAGCAACUCCACCACCAGCACCAGCGACCCCACCGCCAGCACCAACUCCUCCACCACCAACACCAUCACUAGCUCCAACACCGGUUAGUGUUCCACCGGCCCCAACACCUGACACGAGUCCCUCCCCUGCACCAGCUCCUAGAAGACACAGGCACAGGAGGCACAUGCACAAGAAACAUCAUGCACCAGCACCCGCACCGGUUCCUAAGAGCCCGCCAGCCCCACCAGUAGCUGCAGAUUCUGAUGAUACUGCACCAGCACCAUCACCAAUACUUAAUCUGAACAACGGCAGAACUCGCUUUCAAAAGGGAGAAAGAUUCGGAUUUAUUAUUGCUGUUCUACUCAUUCUCAUGAUUUAGCGUCGUAAGAUCUUGAAGAACACACGAUUUACAAAUCAAGUUUUUAAAUGGAAUGAAGAUUGUAACAAUCAACAUUUUUUUCGUUAUAUUGAUUUCUUUAAAUUUUAAUGCUAUAUUGCUAUAUGAUUUUGCA
Molecule: messenger RNA, 880 nt
Organism: Helianthus annuus (common sunflower)
Lineage: Eukaryota; Viridiplantae; Streptophyta; Magnoliopsida; Asterales; Asteraceae
Product: lysine-rich arabinogalactan protein 19
Exons: 2
Coding region: 28-747 (239 amino acids)
Cellular component (GO): plasma membrane
Source: RefSeq, a predicted model, not a curated record